Anthostomella pinea is the source of this 300-nucleotide messenger RNA. NCBI's taxonomy places the organism in Eukaryota, Fungi, Ascomycota, Sordariomycetes, Xylariales, Xylariaceae. The record is from the annotation of a GenBank genome assembly.
AUGGCUGAAUACGAGAACGAGGCUCCCACCGGCGAUGUCGCUGACGACUCGUACGUGUCGCGCCCCGGCCACAAGAACGACGCCCUCCCCGUCAUCUCCGACCAGGAGCGCGUCGAGGACCCCAUCGAUGACCGCACGGCCGACACCGAUGAGCAGCUUCGCCGAGAUGACAAGGAAGCUAUCGACGAGUCUAACAUCAUCGGCGGCCGCACCCGGGGCGCUAAGCCAGUGGCUAGUUACCGGGAGCCGGGCGAUGUGGAGGGUCUUCCCGCGAAUGACGGCACGAGCUCUACCUCAUAA